AGGGUUUGGAAACUUUUAGCGGGAACGCGUACGUGCGCGCACCCGUGUUCUUUGUGUGGCAGGAAAGAGAAAGCGCCAAAAGAGUGACCAUGGCUGAUGAGAAACCCAAGGAAGGAGUGAAGACUGAAGGUAGUGAACACAUCAACCUGAAGGUGGCAGGCCAGGAUGGAUCCGUCGUGCAGUUCAAGAUCAAAAGGCACACGGCGCUCAACAAACUCAUGAAGGCCUACUGCGAUAGACAGGGACUGUCCAUGAGGCAAAUCCGGUUCAGAUUUGAUGGACAGCCAAUAAAUGAGACAGACACACCGUCACAGUUGGAAAUGGAAGAUGAAGACACGAUUGACGUGUUUCAACAACAGACAGGAGGAGUGAUUUAAUCAACCGUCCCCACGUCAUCUUUCCUCAUUUAAGAGAACCGCAGCCUGGGAUAUACAUGAUUUACGUCUCACCCUAUUGAGGUUUAAAUGACUCUGCUGUACAGUAUUUUCAAUAUUUUCCCUGUUACUUCUGUACUUUUUGUACAUAAACCAAUCCACAUCGAUUUUUAGGUUUUAGGUCGUCAAAAUUGGACUCAUUCUAGAAUGAGAAAUAUUGUGACUUUUCCAAUCGCCAGGCUGGGUCAAGAGUUUUGCUCGUAAAUUGGUUCUAAAGGUGUGCUAUUUUGAAAUUGAUUGUGAUGUUCACAAUACUUAAAGAAUGUGGUCACAAGGGGCCAAACCACCCGUAAAAUUGAUCUGUGUGAUCAGAUCACUCUUGUGUGUCAUGCAUGAUCUGACUACUCAGAACACAUUAAUACAUGUCAGGGCUCUAUCAAACUGUUGAAAUGGGCCUGAAAUCUCAUUUAGUGACCACAUGAAAAUAAUUCGAUUUUUACCUUUAUAUGGUGGCGAUUGUGUGGACAAUACCUUUUGAUUAAUCCAUUAACCAGACCAAAAGUCAUAUUUUGGGAAGGAGGAGGAUAUCUUGCCACCAUACAAAGAAUCUGUUUUGUCUAUUAAGAUACCUGAUUAAAUAAAGCUAUUGUUGUUUUUUUCCAAUACUCUUA
This is a messenger RNA of Phycodurus eques (leafy seadragon), 1045 nucleotides long. RefSeq names its product small ubiquitin-related modifier 2. Gene Ontology annotation, biological process: protein sumoylation. The coding region runs from base 90 to 377 and encodes 95 amino acids. The record is from RefSeq and is a predicted model, not a curated record. Gene Ontology annotation, molecular function: protein tag activity; ubiquitin-like protein ligase binding. The transcript is spliced from 4 exons. Gene Ontology annotation, cellular component: nucleus. NCBI's taxonomy places the organism in Eukaryota, Metazoa, Chordata, Actinopteri, Syngnathiformes, Syngnathidae.